UAUAAAGUACAGCCAACCAUUGUGUGAUGCGAAAAAUACAAAAUCAUGGCUCUUCAAUGGAAGACUCACAACUUUACCAACUUCUUAGUCGUCGUCGUCUUCUUCAUUUCUCCAAUUUCAUCGCUUCAAUUCUCCAUUAAUGUCUGGCCAAAACCUAGAGUCGUCAAUUGGCCUCAUCCCCAAGCCGCUCUUCUUUCCCCCAAUUUCACCGUCAUUUCCCCUCACCGCCACUACCUCUCCACCGCCGUCGACCGCCAUCUCCGCCGCAUCCUCACCGAGAAUCACCGCCCCCUCCUUGACCCUUCUGUCAACAUCUCCUCCUCUGCUUCCCCCUUGCAGAAACUCAUCGUCAAAGUUGCUGAUCUCUCUGCCCCACUUCAGAGUGGCGUUAACGAAUCUUAUACUCUCGACAUCUCUGUCACCGGCUCCGCCAGUUUAGUGGCGGCAACGGCGUGGGGCGCCAUGAGAGGUCUCGAGACGUUCUCUCAGCUUGUUUGGGGCGACCCAUUGCGGGUUCCGGUAGGGUUUUCACUGUGGGAUGAUCCAUUGUUUCAGCACAGAGGGUUGAUGCUUGACACGUCGAGGAAUUACUAUGGAGUGGAGGAUAUUUUGCGGACAAUUGAAGCAAUGAGUAUGAAUAAGCUUAAUGUUUUCCAUUGGCAUAUAACGGAUUCGCAUUCUUUCCCUCUUGUUGUGCCAUCGGAGCCGGAGCUUGCCGCCAAGGGGGCUUAUGGGGAUGAUAUGCAAUAUUCCCCUGAAGAUGUUCUACGAAUUGUCAAGUUUGGAAUGGAGCAUGGUGUUAGAGUCUUGCCGGAAAUCGAUUCCCCUGGACAUACUGGAUCAUGGGCUCUGGCUUACCCUGAAAUAGUGUCAUGUGCAAACAUGUUCUGGUUGCCUGCGGGGUACAAAUGGGAAGACCGGCUGGCUUCAGAACCUGGCACUGGCCAUUUGAACCCCUUGAAUCCCAAGACCUACAAAGUCCUUAAAAACGUCAUUCGGGAUGUUACUGCUCUUUUUCCCGAAUCGUUUUACCACUCAGGAGUGGAUGAGAUUGUCCCAGGAUGUUGGAAGGCCGAUCCUUUGAUAAGAUCUUUCUUAUCAAAUGGUGGUACUCUUAGUGAAGUUCUUGAGAUCUUUGUCAACACAACCUUUCCUUACAUUCGCUCCCUUAACCGUACGGUUGUCUAUUGGGAAGACAUAUUGCUUGACGACAUUGUUAGGGUGCGACCGGAGUUUCUCCCGCAAGAGCAUACCAUCUUGCAGACUUGGAACAAUGGCGUUGACAAUACCAAAAAAAUUGUUUCUUCAGGAUAUCGAGCAAUUGUGUCAUCUUCUGAAUAUUAUUAUUUGGACUGUGGCCAUGGUGACUUUAUUGGAAACAAUAGUCAGUAUGACGAACAGGCAAAUGGUGAAUAUAAAAAUGGAGGGUCCUGGUGUGGACCUUUCAAGACGUGGGAAACUGUAUAUAACUAUGACAUAACUUAUGGAUUGAGUAAAGAGGAAGCUAGAUUGGUGCUGGGUGGAGAAGUGGCAUUGUGGUCUGAGCAAGCAGACCCAACGGUUUUGGAUGCACGGCUGUGGCCUCGAGCUUCAGCAAUGGCGGAGGCCCUCUGGUCUGGGAAUCGGGAUGAAACCGGUAAAAAGAGAUAUGCGGAGGCAACAGAUCGUUUGAAUGAAUGGAGAUACAGAAUGGUGAAUAGAGGCAUUGGAGCUGAACCAAUUCAGCCACUCUGGUGCAUUCGAAACCCCGGCAUGUGUAAUACAGUUCAAGUGAUCUAAUAGUCAUAAAUUGAUGAACAAUAUGUUCAAUUCAAAUGAGCCUAACAAUUUGAAAAACUUGUGGGUUUUCAAUUGAUAUAUUUGUCAAUGGAAUAUAUAUAUCUUAUUAUUGUA
This is a messenger RNA of Benincasa hispida (wax gourd), 1893 nucleotides long. RefSeq names its product beta-hexosaminidase 2 (gene HEXO2). NCBI's taxonomy places the organism in Eukaryota, Viridiplantae, Streptophyta, Magnoliopsida, Cucurbitales, Cucurbitaceae. Gene Ontology annotation, biological process: carbohydrate metabolic process; glycosaminoglycan metabolic process. Gene Ontology annotation, cellular component: membrane. Gene Ontology annotation, molecular function: beta-N-acetylhexosaminidase activity. The record is from RefSeq and is a predicted model, not a curated record.